Messenger RNA from Belonocnema kinseyi, 1660 nucleotides. RefSeq names its product peptidyl-prolyl cis-trans isomerase G-like. The record is from RefSeq and is a predicted model, not a curated record. The transcript has 9 exons. NCBI's taxonomy places the organism in Eukaryota, Metazoa, Arthropoda, Insecta, Hymenoptera, Cynipidae. Bases 191 to 1453 code for a protein of 420 amino acids.
CGCAGUUAUAACAUUGCAGUUACAAAUUACAUAGUGUCUUGUGAAUUGUGAUACCGGCUUUUUAAGACUUCCCACUUUAGUUAAUAACAACUCUAAACUGUGAUAUUAUUUUCCUCAUUUGAAGAAAUCAGUUCUGCUAAAAAUAACGGUUAGUGAUCUAAAGAUUUACCAUAUACGAAGUGAAGCAGAAAUGGAUAAGCGAAGAGAAGCUUGGUUAUUACAACAAGAGAGGGAAAGAGAGCAUGAAAUACGUAAACAAAAAAUGAUUUUGGAGUAUGAAUUAAAAAGAGCAGCAAUUCUGGGUUCUAAGGGUAGUUCAGAACAAUUAUCGAAUCAAAAUCAAAACGAAAACAGAAGCAAAUCUCGAGGUUUUGAAAAUUUGAACUGCAACCGGCCAAGACGUGUUUCUAAACCUUCAGUUAUGUCGCGGAAGAUCGAAUCAGCUGGUGGAAAUAUACCAUUAUUUGCGGGCCCCGAAGAACUAAAGUUUAAUAAAACAGAACUUCGCAGCAUAAAAGUGGACAUACAUCGCAAUAUUCCUGAAGGAAUGGCUACAUAUUGCGAACUUCAACGUGAUAUUAUUAAUCUUGAAGAAGUCAAAUUAAAAAGACGAGGGGAUGAAGGUGUAAGGCCAUUAUUUGAUCGAGAGGAGUUAAAAUUACGUGAAAGAACUACCAAUAAUGAAGUAGAGGAGCGGCGCACGGUUAAAACAAUAGAUUCUCCAAGAUUAGGAAAAACGAACCAUUCAUUGAGAAGACUCUCUAGGUCUGUAAGUUCUUUGAGAAGGCAUGGGCACAGUGCUUCAAAGGAUUCUUUAAUUGGUGCUUCCAGCUACUAUACUGCUUUGCUGAAGGAAGAAAUUUUACAUUGGACGAGGCGCAAUGUCGCAAACCGACGCAGUUUUCUCAUUGCAAUGCUUUCACUGAAAAUGAUGAUUUUUGAAUAUCAUUUUAAUUUGCACUUAGAUAGAAGUGAUAUUCGGGAUCAAAGUAAAGGACACGAGAGAAGGCAUAGAUCCAAAGAUUUCACUGAACACAAUUCAAUCCGUCGUUCAGAUAAUAAGAAUUCACUAAAACGUAAACCGUCUCCUGAAAGGUCUUACUAUGCGGAAAGGAAAAGGUCUGAUCGAGCUGAUGAAAAACGUUAUCGAGAAUCUCGAGGUAGAUCAAGAGAACAACGCAAAAGAGAAAGAUCUAUUGAAAGUCGUGGAAAAGAUAGGUCUAGAGAUGGAAGGAUGCCAACUCUACCACAUUACGUAGAGCAAGUCCCUGUUCCUGUGUAUUGCGGGAACUUUUCGCCAAGACCGAUAAUGAUGGGUCUAAUGAUGCCAGUAGGCAGACCUUGGGCUAGAAAUAGUAUUCCAGUUGGACCAAGGAUAUCUUUUCUGCCUCGAUUCAUGCACCCACGCAUGUUCAGACCAGCUGACCUGCUAUCGAAUUCGAGAUUCAGUUAAAUGUUUUCAUGAAACAGAUCAUUAAAGGAUUGGCUUCUCAAAUAUCUUUAACUGCAAACACUAAGUAUUAAGGCACCAGUCAUAGCUCAUAAGUAUAGUUCAUUUUACAAUAGUAUAUUGUGAUACUAGGGCACGAAGUAGGUGAUUCACACUCAUGAACCACCUACGCAUACUAGCAACACAUACGAAUUUUCGAAACAACUGCGU